Messenger RNA from Acanthaster planci (crown-of-thorns starfish), 4479 nucleotides. RefSeq names its product E3 ubiquitin-protein ligase BRE1B-like. Gene Ontology annotation, cellular component: nucleus; HULC complex. NCBI's taxonomy places the organism in Eukaryota, Metazoa, Echinodermata, Asteroidea, Valvatida, Acanthasteridae. Gene Ontology annotation, molecular function: ubiquitin protein ligase activity; metal ion binding. The record is from RefSeq and is a predicted model, not a curated record.
GAAACACUUUGUGACGGCAGAAGGUGCAUGACUUUUCUCGAGAAGGGAUAAAGCGUACGGGAAACGCUCAUGAGAAACAGGAUGUCAGGCAAGCGAAAUGCCAGCGAGGUUUCCUCCUCGCCAACACCUGGUGCCUCCACCAGUGAUGGCAAAGAGGGGGCGGAGCCAGCCGCCAAGCGUAUCCACAUUGAGCCCAUGCGGCUGGGGGCAGUGUCCUCACAGGAGGAAAUGGACAUCAAGGUUCUUCGUUUCCAGAAUCGGAAGCUGGCUGAACGUCUUGAGAUGCGUUCUGCCAUGGAGAAUGAGCUGCGCAAUCGCAUCGAGCGCUUGGAGCAACGACAGGUGACAGACGAGAUUGUUCUCAGCCUCAUGAACAAGUAUUGGACUCAGCUGGAAGAAGAUAUUCGCAUCCUUCUCAUGAGGGUGGAGACAAAAUCCAUUCCAGAGGUCAAAACAGAAACCAGCCAAGAUGUUAAACCCAGCAUCAAGGAGGAAAACACAGCCAUGGAAAUGGGAGAAGCUGCUGGAAAUGAGGCCAUUGGACCAAGCGAGGGCACUAGUCAAUCUUCAGAGAUAGCCGAGAUGGAGAUGGAGACGGAGUCGGAAAAGAAAGAUGUGACACCCGUCAAAGAGGAGAAAAAAGAACCAGAGACCAUCACCUCCUUCUUGGCCACCCUGGCAAGCUGCGACCAGACUGAGAUUGACCAACACAUGCAGGAACGCUGCAAGUUCUCCCAGGAGGCCGUGACUAGACUGGUCUCGGUCAUCACCGCCAUGCAGGACAUGAGCAAGACGGUGGCAGCCGACAUCCAGAACAGAAGUGACAUCGAUGAGGCAGUGAAAGCAGUUAAUGCUGAACUGACCAGUGAGAAUGAUCGACUCCAAGAAACUAUCAACUCUCUGCAAGAAAGGCACCAGAAGAUGACUCUACAGUUCACGGAGCAGAGCGAUAAGCUGGGAGCAGCCGAGACCAAGCUGGCCGAAGCCAACAACCAGAUUGAUGACCUACGCUUUGACCUGACCCAGGCUCGGCAGCGGACCAUGAAACUAGAGAUCCUCCUAGAGGAGAGCUACACCAAGCUCAAGAAUGCCACGCUCAUCCCGGGUCACAUCUUUGGGGAUGGGUCAGCCGGUCUUUCUUCCAAACAACUCCAGACGCUAGUCAAUGAACUAGAAGAGCACAAGGAGUUGGCGACAAGCCGACUAGUGGAGCUGGAAAAACUUCAAGAGAAGUACCAAGAACUGGUCAAGGAAUCCGAGCAAGUCAAGAUGGAUCUCCAACGCCUGCCCGACUCUAUCGUCAUGGAGAGGGCGCCCUACAAGAACCUCCAGUCGCAGUUCUCGGUUCUGUACAAGGAGGCCCAGGACAUGAAGGCGCAGUUUGAGGAGACGAGGAACCUUCUCCAACAGACGAAGGGAACCCACCUGAGGCAGAUUGAACAGAUGGAGAGUGACGAACUGGACUGUCAGAAGAAGCUCAGAACAGAGGUCAUCCAGCUGGAGGACACGUUGUCCCAAGUGAGGAAGGAAUACGAGAUGUUGCGCAUUGAAUUUGAGCAGAAUCUGGCAGCAAAUGAACAAGCAGGGCCCAUCAAUCGAGAGUUGCGGCAUUUGGUGUCUAGCUACCAGAGUCACAACACACAACUCAAGGGGGAGAUCAACCGCUACAGGCACAAACUCAAAGAAACCCAGGCUGAGGUCAUGAAGCUGAAGAGCGAGUUGGCCUCCCACAGUCACAGUAGCAGCAGCUCCUCGUCCAGCAGCAGCAGCAGCGGCAGUCUUGACCGGAGGGAGGUCAGCCACGAGAAGGAACAGCUACAGAAGCAACGGGAGGAGAUGAACGCCCACCACGACGAAAGGCGGGACCCCCGGAUGGAGAAGGACAGGGAGAAGGAGCGAGGGAAGGAAGAGAAAAAAGAAGGAGGCAAAGAGGCGGAGACCAUCAAAGAACUCAGGGCCAACCUCAAAAAAUCCCAGGAGAGUCAAAAGGAAAUGAAGCUUCUACUAGACAUGUACAAAGGAGCUGCCAAAGAACAGAGAGACAAAGUACAGCUGAUGACGGCUGAGAGAAGGGCCCGGGCCGAGGUGGAGGAGUUGAAAUGUCGACUCCGUCACAUCGAAGACAGGGAGAGAAUGGAGAGUCGCAAGCUUGCCGAUGAGGAGGCGAUCAGGAAGAUACGAAACCAUGAGGAGACCAUCCACCAACUGCAGAAGAAACUUGCUGAUCGUAAGCAGGAGGAAGAGGCUUUGCUGUCUGAGAUGGACGUGACCGGUCAGGCAUUCGAAGACAUGCAGGAGCAGAACACAAGAUUACUACAGCAGCUCCGAGAGAAGGACGAUGCAAACUUCAAACUCAUGUCAGAGAGAAUAAAAAGCAACCAGAUCCACAAGCUUCUAAGGGAAGAGAAGGAUGUUUUGGCUGACCAGGUGGCAACCCUCCAGACUCAGGUCGAUGCCCAGAACCAGGUGGUCAGGAAACUGGAGGAGAAAGAGCGGAUACUGCAGAACAACCUCAACACCAUGGAUAAGGAGAUCGCGCUAAGACAGCAGUCACUGGAGAUGAAUAGGAGGAAGGCUCUUGAUAACAGCCAGUCGGCAGCCGACCUCAAGAUGCAGCUGGACAAGAUAACGGGUCGCAUCGAAGAACUCCAGAGUCUUGUUAAGGAGAAGUCCAGUGCAGUGGAACAAGAGAACCACAAAUUCCGCAGGGCGCAGGAGGAAUCUCAACAUCUUAGGAGGAAAGUGGAGCGAUACAAGAGGAUGGAGCUAGCCAGCAGUACAGACGAGGUACUCAUGGAGGAGAUCAAAACAUACAAGGAGCAACUGACCUGCCCAUGUUGCAAGAAGGGACGGAAGGAUGUGGUCCUGACAAAAUGUUUCCAUGUCUUCUGCUUUGAGUGCAUCAAGACACGCUACGAGACCAGACAGCGUAAAUGUCCCAAGUGCAAUGCCGGGUUCGGGGCCAAUGACUAUCACCGCAUCUGGCUAUCAUAGUUGGGCAAUUGUUAAAAAUCUGUUUAAUUUAUUUCAUAGUGUUUCUGAAUCACUUACUAAACUGGUGUAUCCUUGCCCAAGUGAGACAAUUGUGAACUAGAAGCCUAUGUUACGAAAUUGAAUAAGGGGUAUUAGAUACAUUACGUGAAAUAGCAGAGAAACUGUGCUAACCCGUAGCAUGUUUCAAUGCAUAAAUGUGGCAGUGCUUGUGCAUGCACAGUGAAGCUGAAGGAAAAUGCAGCCAGUGAAGUUAUUGUUGACAUGGACAGGGAGUCUGGUGGCCAAAGUGUUAGCUGAGCAUGGCCGUUAAAAACACUGAACCCACGUCUUUCCAAACAGUCGUUUGAAUUCACAAACUCAUAUUCAUGUGCCAUUUCACUUGAGAGGACCUUGGGUUUCAUCAGUGGAUUCAGGCACCAUGCCUGCAAACUGGCCCGGGGUCAGUAGACCUACAUUAAGAAGUCAUGCUUUACAUCUGCACUUUCUUAUGGCUCUGCCCAGCCUCCAUAGGAAAGCGCACCUGUGAACAAAGAGUGACUUCGUCGUGUUCAAGAUCUGUUUCAUAGAACUGUUUAGCACAGAAAACUGCCAAGCAAUGAAAAUAUUUGCUGAGCAAAACCACUUUACCAGCCAAAGUACCAUGCAAAGUACUCUACUUGUGACCGGUUCUCUGCUUAUUUUGUGCUAGGCACAGAAAUCUGUCGAGUAUUGUUCUGUGAAAUUGACCCAACUGAUGGUAAGAGUCUGUUCAUUUUUUCCCAUGACGCUGUUACAGUGACAAAUACUGUUUAUACCAGCAAGAUUCCACGAGUUUGUUGGCAUUCAAACUUUUUCAAAUUAAUUUAGCAGUUUGCAUCGAGUAUUCUGUGUAGUAAAUUCAUCUGAAUCAUGCACUGAAAUGCAGUUUGGAGUUGGUAGCAUACUUUCAUGCUGAAAAAGAUUCUUAAUGAAUUUUGAAAACCCAGUAAAAUAAGAUCACAGAAAAUAAACCUUAUGAUUUCGUUGUACAGUGCCAAUCACACCAUUUAACUACGUUUAAGCGAAAUGCUGAUUCAAUCAGUUUUAUUGUGCAAAAAACUGGUAAACAAGUGUUACAGAUACUGUCAACUAGUCACCAAUAUACACUGUCUAGCUCUGUUGAUGUGAGAAAAAUUCCAAAGUAGAAACUUUUUUGUAAAUAUCUAGACCAUUUGUUUCAGGUAAGUAAUUAAUUAUUUUUGCAUACUGAAUGUGUUAUGAGAUUGAGGCCAGGUUUUUUUUUCCUAUCCAUCUUUGGCCUGUUUAUGUUAUUUUUGUACGUCAUACCAAUCUCUUUAUUGAGGUUAAAAAAAUGGUUGUUGCUUAGGAAAACAAUGUCUGAAACUACUGUAAAUUGUGAAUCCAAAUUCAAGAAGUCAUUGUUGAAGUAUUUUAAUCUUUGAUGUUGUGCAUAGCCAAUGCCAGUGCGUGUAACUUUUAAUGUAGCAACAUAUGACUUGCCAAGAA